Molecule: messenger RNA, 384 nt
Organism: Porites lobata
Lineage: Eukaryota; Metazoa; Cnidaria; Anthozoa; Scleractinia; Poritidae
Source: the annotation of a GenBank genome assembly
AAUAUCUGCGUUUCAGAAUGCCUCCACUACCAAAGUUUGACCGACGGUAACAGGAAAGUGUCCCACGGUUCAUCUCCACUUCUUUGUGAUAAUACACUCCCACAUGGAUGGUAUCGUUUCCAAGGUAACGCGGGGACAAAAAUGCCUACGUCAUGCGUUUCUGACUACAGAUGUAGUACUCAUGCCACUGGCUGGCUUAACGGUGCUCAUCCGUCAGUAGAAGAAGGCAAAGUCACCAAAAAGGUCUGCUUCAGCUGGGCCUCAAACUGCUGCAGGUGGUCGAUCAAUAUUGAAGUACUCAACUGCGGAGAUUUCUUCCUGUAUCACUUCAAAGGAACUCCCCCGGAACAUCCAUGUACUCUUCGUUAUUGUGGUACAGACUGA